Messenger RNA from Umbelopsis ramanniana AG, 1941 nucleotides. RefSeq lists its product as uncharacterized. The record is from RefSeq and is a predicted model, not a curated record. Lineage: Eukaryota; Fungi; Mucoromycota; Umbelopsidomycetes; Umbelopsidales; Umbelopsidaceae. The coding region runs from base 68 to 1744 and encodes 558 amino acids. The transcript is spliced from 5 exons. Gene Ontology annotation, molecular function: protein binding. Gene Ontology annotation, cellular component: cytoplasm; ubiquitin ligase complex.
GGCAUAAUCACCGCCUCUAGAGCUACAUAUUGCCGUGAGCCUUCAUUGCACCAAAGGAGUAUGCAAUAUGGGCAAAAAACCUGUGACUAAUAAGCGCAACAUUAUGCGACUUGCAUCCGCAGCUGAGGAAGCUCCUGCUGAAGCUGAUAAUAUAAGCCCAGUUCUAGAUCGCUCCGAGACGACAUUGUUCGAUGAAUUAUGUAAUGCAACACGAGAAGGCGACUUGGAGCGAGUUGCAUACAUAAUCUCCGUGGGAGGACCCGUCAAUGCUGUCGACAAGUGGCAAUGCUCACCAUUGUACUGGGCAUGUCUUUGCGGUCACUACGAUGUCACUAGAUAUCUACUAGAAAAUGGCGCAAAGUGUGAUCGAAAUACUUUCCAAGGUGAACGAUGCAUUUACGGAGCGCUGACAAGCCAAAUUAGAAAUCUACUACUUUCUUAUAAAAUCACAAAGGCUACAGACGAAACACAGCCUUUCCAGAAAUUCUUGACUGAAUUGUACGAGGAUCCGCAAGAAAGCGAUAUAAAGUUCAAGAUUCGUAUCGUAACAACUGACGAUGUGCACCCCGUCUACCGAGAAUAUCCAGUUCAUCGCUUUGUCAUCGCUGCACGUUCUACAUACUUUCAACGAAAUUUGAUGCAGCGUUGGUUGAAUGAAAAAGAGGUCAAGCUACAGAGUCAAUUGGUGGAUCCAGAAAGCUUUGAUGCCGUGCUUCAUUAUCUGUACACUGGUCAGCUGGCAGAUUUGAACCGUGAGUCUAUCACCAAUCUGAUGUUUGUCUGUCAGCAUUUGGAGCUAUCCGACCUGAAGAAAAAGUGCGAAAACGAGAUUUCUGACACCAAGAAAAAUGCUCAUGGUGACACAAUGGACAUCGUACAAAUACGAUCUGAUUUCGAAAAGUUCGUCAAGACCAACAUAUUUGGAGCCACGGGUCGAAUCAUUGAUCAAGAUGGUGAUGGCACAGACAUUCGCUCCGUGACUGUUAUUUUGGAAGGAAGCGUCUCGGAUAUUGAGCCGAUUGACCCACGAGCAGUUCAUGCUGAUAUCUGUAUAUUGGUCGAAGAUCUCGCUUUUCCCUGCCACAAAGCUCUUUUGAAGCUGAGAAGCGAAUAUUUUGACAUUAUGUUCUCUGGCCGCUUCUCUGAAUCGUACAUUGAAGGAUCGCAAGUCAAUUAUCCUUCAGUCACAUUGGAAAUGCCGAUCAUCCGCAUAUCCGACAUUUCAGCAGAAGCUUUUACCAUAAUACUGGAGUUUAUAUACACUGAUGCUGCUGCUAUUCCAAUUGAUAUGGCAUUCGAAGUUUUGAUGGCUGCUGACCGGUUCUUGUUUCAUCGACUCAAGUCUAUAGCAGCUAUUAUCAUUACAAGCGAGCGGUCUCCCAUAAUGGAUGUAUACGAACUCAUGCGAACUGCCAUUGACCUAGGAGUUGAUCGAAUUGAGCAGUACUGUACAAAGUAUCUUGCUGAAAAUUUGGACGACUACAUUGAAGAUACAGAGUUUAAGAAUCUGAUCAAGGAAAGUGCUGAGAGCAUCGCAGACAGAGAAGAAACAGAUACUAUACCAUUUAUCGAUGAGCUAAGAUACUUCCUUGGAAAGAAGUACAGUGUCCCAACAGCUGAUUUGGAUGCUUCUGGAAGAGUGCAUGUGUAUGUGAAGGAGACCUUGACGGCCAUGGAGGCCGAGUACAAUGAUAAAUUAGAUAUGCUUGACGGGAUUUUAGACAGUCUUGGCUUAGAAGCUUAAGGACUUUUUUGAUGUACAAUAUUAACAUAAAGGUCUUGGAUGCAUUACUUGUCGAGACCACGGUUCUUUGAUCCGACCUUUCGAAUACAAGGCUCUGCCUUACCUAAGGCACCUGACUUUGGUUCUCCGUUGCCCAACAAAACAAUAACAAUAAAAGUUUGGAUAAGAAGAUUAACUUCUAUGAAUGAUAAGCAAUA